Messenger RNA from Anopheles moucheti, 3896 nucleotides. RefSeq lists its product as uncharacterized. Gene Ontology annotation, biological process: peptidyl-proline hydroxylation to 4-hydroxy-L-proline; cellular response to hypoxia. NCBI's taxonomy places the organism in Eukaryota, Metazoa, Arthropoda, Insecta, Diptera, Culicidae. Gene Ontology annotation, cellular component: nucleus; cytoplasm. The transcript has 5 exons. The record is from RefSeq and is a predicted model, not a curated record. Bases 806 to 3034 code for a protein of 742 amino acids. Gene Ontology annotation, molecular function: L-ascorbic acid binding; peptidyl-proline 4-dioxygenase activity; ferrous iron binding.
ACUUCCUUCCAAGGAGCCCUGCUGUUUGCUGUUAUCUUCAGCCCAUACUAUCGCGGAACGGGUUACGAGCGAGUGUAUGUGCCGCGCGUGAUUAGUGGAAGAUGAAAGUCAUUGACAAACAACAGUGCUGCUGGUGCCGCUGUCACUUAUGUUGCGUUACGAUAUCUCUGGCAAAAGGACACCAUCAUCUCAAAGAUGCUCGUGGCCGCAAAGCGCUGAGCUCUGAGGAUGCGUAAUACCGUGGAAAAUGGUGAGCAACAUCAGGCCGGAAGUUUACAGAGUGGUACGCAUACGGAACGGACAACCAGUCAAAUGAGGCUGCGUGGUGCGUGCAAGGUCGUUGUCGGUCAAAUUGUGAAAUUGCCACAUUGUGGUCAACUGUUCGGCUGGUCGGUGCCGGACAGUCGUGGAGAAAGUGAGGAAAGAAAGAGUAUUUAUAUGCUCCCGUGUGUGUGUGAAUAGUGCAGUCUCUGCACUCAUAGGAAGUGCAACAGUGUAAACGGAAUAGGGAGUGUUGGUGUGCAGCAAAGCGAGAAAUGUCAAACAAGGCCACCGAAUCCACUUGGCUGCUUGGAUAAUCAAAACAAUAGCAACAAAGUUUGAAUACGAUCCGAAUCGUUUCGUCUGGCAGCUGUUUGUGGAUAUUUUGUGAGUAGUGUACCCACUGUGCCUGGCGGGUUGUAGAUAGAAACGUCAAGAUGUAUGUAGUUUUCUUUUCCGUGUGUUUUUUAGCAGCAUAACAACGUGCUGCGUGUAUAGGUAAGGGUUUAGAGCUAGUUUGUGUCUCUCUGUGCUUGGUGAAUAUAUGCCAGAAAGAAGGCCCAUAUCAACGCCCAUCGCAGGAACAACAGCAAUGGAAGAUAGCGCCAGCGGUCCACAUCGUUUCACAAACUAUUUGCAAGCGAACCAGCAGCAAACCAUCACUCCGAACAUGAUUGUACAGCAGCAUCGUCACUUUCAGCACCAGUGCAGGAUAUGUGGUGUGAACGAAGGGCUUCGCCGAUGUAGCCGUUGCCAGAUUGCGUACUACUGUUCGGUUGACCAUCAGCGAAUCGACUGGAAGGUGCACAAGACCGAAUGCCGCUCGAUACAUCAUCUGCCACAGCCAACGGCCGCUUCAGUGCAACAGCAACAGCAGAAUCUACAAACCCUAAGUGGUGCAGCAGUAGUAUAUUCUGCUGCCUUAACUGAAGGACCGCAACCGACUUCAAAUCAGCAGUUGGCGAAUGUUUUCAUGCCAUCGCAACCAUCAGACGACGGUAGUUUUUGUGUACGUGCAGAAAUGCUACUGCCGGAUUGCAGUACAACUACCAUCAGCGGUGGAUUGCUGCCACAGCCGUCAAAUGUAAACAUCGCUGCGCACCCUUCACUCACACAGCCAUCCGUUGAUCAGAAUGCGUCUGCUGCAAUCGCAUCCACCUCUACCCGCCCGUCACAAACAACCAUCGUUGGCACUGCUGCCAUCGAUGACGGUGGGGGAUUGUUAACUCCGGGUGUUGCAGAGACGACGUGCGCGCGAACGCAGCAACCGAUGAUAGCGUCCGAUGGUAGUGACAGUGGCGAUGAAUUUCUGAACGAGCUCGCAGUUUCAAAGUUGUUCCCGAUCGAUGCGCUAGCGUCUGCCGAAGAGCUCGCCGAUCUUGACCAGCUCGAUGUGGAUCAUAUACUGAAUGAGAACAAUUUUCUCAACAACAUAAACAAUCUUAACGUGUUUGACGGUACCGAACAGCAUCUGCCACCGGAACAACUGUUCGAGUCGGAUUUUGUGAUCGCGGACGUGCAGAAAACGGACAACAACAAUCGCAACUUUGGCAGUGAGUUUAGCCAGGACGCGGUUGCGUUUCAGAAGAACAAUAAUAACAAUUUUGUAAACGGCCCUGUUGUGCUAAGUGACGGUUGUGAAAGUGAUUACGUGCAGGGCGGGCACGAUCGAGACAAUCCGUCGUACGGUGGAAAAACGACCAAAAUGCAGGUGGCACAAUCGGGUAGCGUGAUGUUGCUACAGCAACCGCAACAGCAACAGCAGGCACAGCUUGAUCAGCGGACAACCAAAGCUCAGCAACAGAAACAACAAUUGGCCGCACUGUUCCGACAGGCCAAUAGUGCCGUUGAUGGACCCAUUCUGUCCAAAGUGGUGGAUACAAGUGAUGCUGCCCUGCUGUUGGGUGGUGCGAAGCAGGAUGCACGUAAGGGAAGGACAUUGCAAAUUUCCAAUCAUGGUGUUACGAAUGGAAAACCCGCUUCCGGUUUGAGUGUUAAUGUUAGUGGGGGACCGGUGGGUGUUAUGAGUUCAGUUGGCGGUGAAGCCACCCAGGGUGCGUUCGAUUUGGACAGUGACAGUUUGGACGAAGCCUGUCGCAGUUUGAUACGGGAUAUGAAUGAGUAUGGGGUGUGUGUGCUGGACAAUUUUCUUGGCCAGGAACGCGGUCUGCAAGUGCUGGACGAGGUGACCGGAAUGUAUUCGUCCGGAGUGUUUCGGGACGGUCAGCUAGUGUCGAACCGCGGUGGAAACAAUUUACGCCAUAUACGAGGAGAUAAAAUUACCUGGAUUGGUGGAAAGGAACCAGGCUGCAGCAGCAUAGGAUAUCUUAUUAAUCGCGUUGACGCCGUCAUUACCAACUGCAAACGGAUGAAGAACAAUGGCAAACUUGGGCGAUAUAACAUCAAAGAGCGAACGAAGGCAAUGGUCGCAUGCUAUCCUGGCUCCGGAUCCCAUUACGUUAAGCACGUAGACAAUCCCAACCGUGACGGACGCUGCAUUACUGCCAUCUACUAUCUUAAUCUCGAUUGGGACGUUCGGGAAAGCGGUGGUUUAUUAAGAAUUUUCCCGGAAGGAUGCAACGAUCGGGUUGCCGACAUUGAACCGAUCUUUGAUCGUAUUCUGUUCUUCUGGUCCGACCGGCGAAACCCGCACGAAGUACAACCGGCCCAUCGCACCCGGUACGCUAUUACGCUCUGGUACCUGGAUGCGGAGGAACGUGAAUCGGCACGGUUACGCUACCAGCGAGACUGUGAGAGCCGGUUUAAGGCUUAAGUUCACGUAGAAACCACCGAAAGGCACGUAAAGGACCCGCGAUCCCAAUUGGUUACGGGUAGGAAGCGUAAUGCAAGUGCUCGCGAUCUUACCAAAUCGAAUAAUUUAUUAGCAAAAUUGUUAUUAAAAUGUGAUAUAACUAUACAUACUUAUAACUAUGGUAGGUGAGUGUGUACACGAGGUCGAGGAUAGAGUUGACUAUUUUACGUAACCUUUAAACGUACUAAUAGAUAAUUUGCGUGUGCGUGCGUGAUUUGUCUGAGCCAGUAUAUUAGAAUGGUAGGAAACGGUAAGAUAAAAAACAAAACAAAGGGUAAGCUACAGCAAUCACGCCUCGUAAGCUUGUGUGCAUAAUAAAGUAAGUAGGAAACGAAAACGAAUUAAAAGAACAUGAAAAUGAUAGGAACGAGACUAAGAGGCAUGAAGCUAUUCUGGGCAAGCAAAUUUAAAUGGAGCUGUGCAGAUUUGUUGAUACGAUAUGUUGAUCACGGUUUCAUUAGCUAGCAAAAUGCGGGAAUAUUACCAUUCGGCCGUUUGAUUGCUGAUAGGGAAAGGGAAGAGCUAUACACAACUUUGGCAGGAAACAGGACAUUGUAGAUGAAAGCAACAAACGUUUUAUCGUUUGUAUUGUAUUUCGCUUAUAAUGGAAGUAUGUAAGACGUUAGGGUACGCACUUGAUACGAGCGAACCGUAUAGGGUGUGACAAAGAACACAAAUCAGAUGGGAUGGAAUGUGAGGAAUGGAUUUUCAAAAAAGUGUUUGCGCGAUAAAUUUGUAUAUGCGCUAUACAAUAUUAGAUAGCUUCCGAAACUGUAUGUGUUGCGUUUCAUGUAUUUUUUUAUUGAAUAUAAGUUAAACAUUC